Messenger RNA from Culex pipiens pallens (northern house mosquito), 4433 nucleotides. RefSeq names its product chaoptin-like. The record is from RefSeq and is a predicted model, not a curated record. The transcript is spliced from 2 exons. Bases 556 to 4170 code for a protein of 1204 amino acids. Gene Ontology annotation, molecular function: protein binding. Lineage: Eukaryota; Metazoa; Arthropoda; Insecta; Diptera; Culicidae.
AGCUGAUUGCGCAUGCGUUAUCAGGCGAACCUUUGCAUGACUUUCUCAACCUGCCGUUAGACGUAGAGGACAGACUGAUUAUGUUACCGCUAGUGCUGAUUCGUUUUAUGCGAGUCCGAUGAACUGGCUCUUCAAUAUGUCACAGUAGGGUGAUAAGAAAUCAAUUUUAAAAAGCGUUAGUGGCGAUUUAUUGUUAUUGAAUAAUUCGAUACAAAAAAUACAGCAAAUUCCUUGGCAAAUUCUACUGGUAUGAAAGAAAAUUUGACCACCCUAAUGUGGCAGCACUUCGCUUCAAAGAUAGGAAGGAAAAGCCGGCCGGGACGCCAGGGCCUCUGUCUGUUUGGGUACAAAAAAAGUGUUUUUGUUUUUCUUCGCAUGCAGAGAAAAGCCGGCGCAUCGGACAAAGUUACAGGCGCAUGACGGUGAUAUUUUUGGGAUCAUGUGACUUGAGCACCUCCGAAAUUUUCCUCAUUUCAUUUCAGAACAUUGUCUCGAUAGGAUAGGAAUUAUAAAUAUAAGUGCUCUUGAGUUUUUUUAAGGUGAAAAAAGUGCAAGAUGUUCAAAUUGAGCAUUUUGACACUUCUGGUUCUCGGAGCCACUGUUAAAGCCGAAAUCGGACCGAUUUACAGCUGCUACGGGUCCAGAACGGAGUGUAGGUUGGCGUACGUAAACCAUGAAACCCGCGAAGAAGUGUCAGAUAUAACCAUCAGUGCCGGAUCGGGACCGUUCGUGGAAAUCGAAUUCGUAGAUUCAUCCUUCCCAAUCAUCCCACCAUCCUUGUUCCGUGACAACGACAAUGUACGGAUGCUCUCGGUGAAAGAAUGUGAAAUUCAAGCCGUUGAUUCGAGAACAUUUGCGAAUGCACGGGAGCUGAAAUAUCUCAAGAUUCACAAGAAUGCACUCACGAAAUUAUAUAACGACAUGUUCAGCGCUACGAAGCUGGUGAGAGCAAACUUUGGAAGCAAUCGUAUCACUGAGGUAGAAGAAAACACCUUCCGAGGGUGUCGGGAUUUGGCAGUGUUGCGACUUACGCGAAACAGAAUAAAGGUUUUCCCGGAACAACUGUUCGCUGGGUUAUAUCAGCUGGAAGAUCUGAACUUGGAUCACAACCGAGUUGAAGACUUGGCCGAAAAUAUGUUCAAGGAUUUGUCUCGUCUGCGUGAACUAUAUCUGAGUCAUAACUUUAUCCAAGUCAUUAAACCAAACACAUUUUCUGGUCUCUCAAGCUUGAGAAAACUGGUGCUGAAGGAAAAUGAGCUGUCUACGAUAGAUCCUCAUGCGUUUGAUCACUUAACAAGUCUUACUGAGCUCGACUUAGAAGAAAACAACCUGAAAGUGAUUGCUCCGGAAACAUUUGCUCGCUUACCACACCUAAAGGAACUCAUUUUGACAGAGAACUACAUUGAACAUCUCGAUGAUCGCACUUUUGAGAACAAUGUGGCACUGCAAUAUCUGGUUUUAAGCAAUAACUCGAUUGAAGUAUUAAAUCCAGCUCUUUUCUCCAAACUUGCCCGCCUGGAACAACUGUCAGUUCAGUUCAACGAACUGUCCAGUUUGGAUGAUAAUUUGUUCGUGAACUGCCCAAAUCUAGAAACUCUUCACUUCGAAGGAAACAUCAUCAGCAAAAUCGCACCCAGAGCAUUCGCCAACCUAAGAAGAUUGCAGGUGUUGGAUAUGGAUGACAACAACAUUGCAACGCUAGAAGGUGGAAUCUUUAGCGACUUGAUUGGUUUAGAAAAGCUCUUCAUAGAUAAUAACUUACUGCGAGAUCUAAAGGCAGCUUCGUUCCGUGGUGCGAGUAAUUUAAAGAAACUAUAUCUGCGAGAUAACCUGAUCCGUCAUGUAGACGAGUCUGUGUUCAACGAUGUUCCACAGCUAAAGAGUUUAACUAUUGAAGAUAACUGGAUCGAAACGAUUCCGAGGAACUUGUUCGCUAACAUGCGAAGACUUAAGGAACUAUCACUAAGUGAUAACAAUCUAGACGAUCUGGACGAUUCUGUAUUUCAAGCAAUUUCCAGCACAUUGGAAAGGCUGUACCUGGCAAACAACAAGUUCGCUACAAUUCGAGCCGCAGUGCUAAACCUGGGAUCCCUGCAACAUUUAGAUCUAUCCGACAACUACUUCAAAAGUUUGCCUAACGAUGUCUUCAUCCACUUGAAACGGUUAGAGUCGAUCAAUCUCAACGAUAACGCGCUUUCAGCUAUUCCAGAAGCACUGCGAGGACUCACUAGUCUCGAUGAUCUCGAGCUGGCCGAUAACAGAAUCAUGCAAAUCGAUACACAUAUUUUGAGCACACUGACUAGGCUGGAGGAGUUGGACCUAUCACAAAAUUUCAUAUCAUCCAUUCCGUCUGGAGCGUUCGACAACCUGCGAUCGCUGAAAGAACUUCACCUGGAUGAUAACGACAUCAGACACAUCGAAGGCAAUGUCUUUGCUCAGAACAGAAACCUGAAGAAGCUUAUCAUUAGUGAGAACGAAAUCGACGAACUCAGCGGAAAUGUAUUUUCUGGAUUACACAACUUAGAGGAUUUAUUCCUGAGUAACAACCCGAUUACACGAAUGGAUGAGAGGGCAUUCCGUGACCUUUCGCGAUUGGAGUCGUUGGCAUUGGAGAACACCAGCAUGACAGCGUUACCGGGUAGUCCCUUUUCAAACUUAGUAUCACUGGAAAAACUCGAUUUAGACGCGAACAAGUUCACCGAAGCCAAUGACGUCAUGUUCCGAGGGUUGGAACAUGUAGAAGAUCUCUAUCUGAACCACAUCCCGUUCAAAUCAGUUCGAGGCAACUCGUUCCAUCAGCUUGGAAAUCUGCAAGUUGUAAGCAUUGGUCCAAGUGAGUUGACUUCGCUGGACAAAGAUUUAUUCCGAUACUCUUUGAAGCUGGAAGAGGUUUUCCUUCAUGAGUUGGAGUUUUCUUCAUUGCCAUCAGGAUUCUUCCGCUUCAAUCGGAAGCUCAAGACUCUUUCAAUUAAUGGAAACAAAAAGUUGCUUUCCAUUGAGCGUGAAUGGUUUAAGAACGUGCCAAGCCUUAGAAUCCUGAACCUUAUGAAUAACAGCAUUAGCAGCCUGCAGCCAGGAGUUUUCGAUGACCUUGAAGAUCUGGAAAGCUUAUUCCUUUCAAAUAAUCCUGUUGGUACAUUAGACGUUAAACUUCUCACCAAGUUGCCCCGGCUAGAAGCACUGGAGUUGGCAGGGAUGGCCCUCACAACUCUACCCAUCGGUAUCUUUGACAACCUUGCCGAUCUGGAAGAACUUGAUCUGGGGCAUAAUCAGCUGAAAACGCUGGACAGCAACAUUUUUCGUAAUCUAUUUUCGCUGGAAACGCUGCUGCUGGCUGAAAACGGAAUCGAGUCGUUGAGUCCUGAGCUGUUUUAUGGGUUAAGAAAUCUAAACGAGAUCGAUUUGAGCGGAAAUGAGUUGACCACUUUGGAGACGCACGUGUUCAGGGAUUGUUUGAAUCUUGAAAAGUUGGAUAUCGCUAGCAAUAAAUUUGUCACCUUCAAUCUACCACAGAUGAGCUUUGCCAAAACUCUGUUGGAUUUGGACAUAUCAGACAACAUGUUGACCACAAUAACUGUUACGGAAGAUCUGGAAUCGCUGUUCGCAAAUGACAAUCAAAUAACUGGCUUGGAAUCUGUUUCUUCACCUUCGCAUGAUCUAACUAUGCUAUCCCUUGCAAACAAUCGCCUUUCGGACGUAUCGACAAUUCUGAUGUUCACCGAUUUGGAGUAUUUGAACAUCUCUCGAAAUAAUUUCAAUCAGCUAGAUCUCGGUCGCCUGACGGGAUCGUUGGAUGAACUGGAAGUUCUCAAUGUCUCGCAUUGUGGCAUUUCUUCGUUAGGAAAUCCCAACAUUGCGAAUCAAGAAUCGAUGAAGGUUUUGGACCUCUCCCACAACGAGUUACCAAGUCUUCCGCUGGAGGUCCUCAAACACUUUCCAGAGAUGGAAAUGUUCGUGCUUGGCGGAAACAAAUUUGAGGACCUAGAUGCUGAUAGAUUAAUUCAGAACUUCAAAGAUAUGGCACUCGUUGGUGUCGAUGGGACGGAGUGGAACUGUGGAUUGGUGGAAAGAGCUGCGAGAACAUUUGAAGACAACGAUAUUGGAUUCUGGAGCGGCGAACUUCCUGUGGUUUGCUCCGGUAGAGCAUUCAAUGGAGUCUGCUGUAAAUAGAACACUUCAAAGGCUUACGAUCCUAAAGGAAAUAACAAAGGAAAGUUAUUUAUGAUGUUUUUCAUGAUUGAUUUAAGAGUUGCUGUUCCACAGUUGAUAAAAAAAAACCUGCUGAUAGAAGAGAUCAUAUAUCUAAUCCCUACAUUUAACCGAUUGAUUGGUUACACUUUUCAUUGUUCCUCGCGAGAAAAACACAAAAAUCCUAUCCAGUAGCUUUGAUUUAUUAUCGGUAAAAAAAAGAAACAUUUUUUGUUCCUCAUCAA